UCAACGGUAGUAAUUAACGUUAUUAGUUAUUACAAUUUGUUAUUGUUUAUUGUAUCGACGUGACGUCGUACCAUUAUCAAUAAUAAAUUAUGUAAAAUCAUUAUUUUUUUAAUAAUAUUAAUUAAAAUACACAAUCAUUAUUCUACCGGUAUUCUUUCAUAUUUUGAUUUUUAUGUUUCACCACUUGCAUAACGAAUUAGUGUAGUUCUGAAAUUUUAAUUCCAUUAAAAUAUGGAUUUAGUAAUCGAACUGAACAACAAAAGUGCCGGACGUGAUAGAAUAGCGAGGUUUUUACAAUAUGGUUCUAAAACAGCGUGGCAUUAUAUGGAAAAAAAAGAUAUCAACAUCGAUACCAUUUACAAGAUGAAACAGUUAGAACAGUCAUUAGCGGCGUUUCGAAAGUUGUUACGAUUUGGUCGCUUCAUAGAUUCACUGCACACUGCCUUGAGGACGGUCAACCAUUCAGAUAAGACGAUACGUUUUUGUGUGACUUUUUCGAAAAUAGCACAUUCGCUGUACCUGCUAUGCGAUCAUUAUUUGUGGUUAGGAAAACAAAAUUUUAUUCAAGUGAAUGCCACCAAAUGGAGCCAAGUGGCCAACAAGUAUUGGCUUCUGUCCAUAGUUUUAAAUCUCGUCAGGGACGUCGUAGAGCUGAACAGGUUGUUGAAAGCGGUAUUGAAGAAAAAGAUCUUAAACACUCUGAGUCGAAAAGUAGCUCCCAGGGACGUUUUCACCGGUGAAGCGAUCCAGUUUGUGCGCGACCACAAAGACUUGUUAAUUGAUACCGUGAAAAAUGGCUGUGAUUUGAUGUUACCUUUGACCAAUUUGGGUAUUGUCCGUCUUAGUCCGGGCAUAAUCGGCGUCGCCGGCAUGGUGUCGUCCACACUCAGUUUGUACACGUUGAUCGAUCGGCGAGCAAAAUUAUCAUAUACAUAAAAUAAUUUGUGUGUAUUAUUUUCAAACAUUGCCAUUGCCGUGUUUAAAGACUGUAAUUGAUCAAAUUGGAUGAUGUUAUGUAAUAGUUAAGACAUUGUGUUAUUUUCAUGUUAAUUAUUUUUAUAUUUUUUAUGUCAUAAAAUGGUAUAACGUGUAACAUAUUAAGACUUUUGAACAUUUAAAUUUAUUUAAAAUGUGUUUUAUUUAUUCUUUAAGGCAGGAUUAGAAGGAUAUAUUAUAUGUAUAACUACAACUAGUUUUAUACUUAAGACAAAAAAC
This is a messenger RNA of Adelges cooleyi (spruce gall adelgid), 1215 nucleotides long. It is a transcript of the gene Pex11ab, whose product is annotated as peroxisomal membrane protein 11B. The coding region runs from base 232 to 936 and encodes 234 amino acids. The transcript is spliced from 3 exons. Gene Ontology annotation, cellular component: peroxisomal membrane. NCBI's taxonomy places the organism in Eukaryota, Metazoa, Arthropoda, Insecta, Hemiptera, Adelgidae. Gene Ontology annotation, biological process: peroxisome fission; regulation of peroxisome size. The record is from RefSeq and is a predicted model, not a curated record.